Messenger RNA from Nannizzia gypsea CBS 118893, 1026 nucleotides. RefSeq names its product isoflavone reductase. The coding region runs from base 1 to 1026 and encodes 341 amino acids. The transcript has a single exon. Gene Ontology annotation, molecular function: oxidoreductase activity. Lineage: Eukaryota; Fungi; Ascomycota; Eurotiomycetes; Onygenales; Arthrodermataceae. The record is from RefSeq and is a predicted model, not a curated record.
AUGGUCAAGGUCGCGAUUGCCGGAGGCUCCAGUCCUACCCUGGGCCAUUCGGUCGUUUCAGCUCUUCUAGCAACAGGCGGCCGUCAUACGCCUAUGAUUCUCUCAAGGAAGAAAGAAAAUGGCUCCUCGGCGUCUAGCACUGCAGCUUGGCCGGUCCCCGGCUCAUCGUCCACUGCAGAGGUGGAAACACGGUAUGUCAAUUAUGAGUCUGAGGACUCACUAGUAGCAGCCCUGCGUGAUAUCGACACGGUCGUCAGCGUGCUCCUUAUACACGACACAGACACUUUCGUCAAAACCCAGAUCAGGCUGUUGCAUGCCGCUGAGACUGCUGGAUGUCGACGUUUUGCGCCAUCCGAGUUCUCUGGUCCAUAUAAGUCGCAUUUCUCAAUCGACUUUGAGAGAGCGGUCAAACUGCCUGUGUGGGAGGCCGUGCUUAAAUCGAACAUCGACGCCGCCAUCUUUUCAAAUGGGAUGUUCAUGAAUUACCUUGGAAUCGGCAGUCCUGAGAAGGAUGGUAACCGAGUUGAGGCACUGGCGGGCUUUGCAGAGCGGCCGUUCUUGUUUAAUUUGGUUGACCGCUGGGUUGAGGUGCCUGUGGUAGAGCGCGAUAAUGGCAGCCUACCACCACCACCCGUGAUUACCAUGACCAACAUCCGGGACAUUGGCAGGUUUAUCGCCGCAGCUAUUGACCUGGAGGAGCCCUGGGGUAAACGAGAGCUUGGGAUGGCGGGCUCAACCCUUCAGUUCGACGAGGUGGUGAGCCUGAUCGAAAAGUAUACUGGCCAUACGAUCGAAGUACGCCCGUUCACCAAGAAACAAGUCGAGGAAAGGCUUGCCAACCCUGCAGAAGGCGUUGUGGGAAUCAUCGAACAGCUGGAAUGCCAGUUGAAGCGAGUCUGCUGCGACGGUGGGAUCCCCGUCGAGCCAACGCUUAACCGCCUCUGUCCGGGAGUGAAGCCCAUGACUGUUGAGGAGUAUCUAAAGAAGUACUGGGCGGAACCAUCCGGACUCUCUGUCGACGCAUGA